Messenger RNA from Dentiscutata heterogama, 150 nucleotides. NCBI's taxonomy places the organism in Eukaryota, Fungi, Glomeromycota, Glomeromycetes, Diversisporales, Gigasporaceae. The record is from the annotation of a GenBank genome assembly.
AUGUUUUCUUUCGUGCUUGGUGCCACCACUAUAGUGGUAGGCAUUAUUUUGGCAUUUCUUUCAUCUAGUCUUUUGACAUUGCUUGAUGUCGCUAUUUUAGUAGUAUCUUUCAACGUUGCUUUGUAUUACUAUUUUAGUAGUGAUAAGUAG